Messenger RNA from Lytechinus pictus (painted urchin), 646 nucleotides. RefSeq names its product fibropellin-3-like. The transcript has 5 exons. NCBI's taxonomy places the organism in Eukaryota, Metazoa, Echinodermata, Echinoidea, Temnopleuroida, Toxopneustidae. The record is from RefSeq and is a predicted model, not a curated record. Bases 119 to 646 code for a protein of 175 amino acids.
CGCCACAAUAUAAGGCGAUGUACUUUGGCUCAACUGAUAAUUCGGUAGAGUCGGGUCGUACUUGAAUAUCCAGACAUAACUAUCCAAACUUUAGCGAAGAUCUCACUUGUGUAUAAGAAUGCAUUAUUUAGGGGUGACGGCCUUAUCUGUGUUCGUCAUACUGAACCACGAGUUUUACGGUGUAUUCGGUGGCCAAACAUGUGAAGCAAUACCAGACAUCGCCUGCCCUCAAACCAUUUCCGAGCACACCGGGGAAUUAGUGCAGUCUGUUCCCAAGUAUCUAACUCGUGAUCAUCCUGAAUAUGAAGUCAGAACACCACCGGCGAUGAGAGAUAAAGUCAACCUAUACUGCGCACAUCCAGAUUGUAACUCAAACCCGUGCCUUAACGAAGGAACGUGUAUAGAGGAACUAUUUGGAUAUAGCUGCUCUUGUGUCCGAGGAUACGGUGGGACACAUUGCGAAGAAAAUAUCGCUUGUAACUCAAACCCGUGCCUUAACGGAGGAACGUGUACGGAGAAACUAGUUGGAUAUAGCUGCUCGUGUGUCAACGUAUACAAUGGGACACAUUGCGAAGAAAAUUUAAGUAGGUUUAUUGCAGUGAUGCAUUUUGCGUCAUUUCAUAGUUUUAGCUCUCGUCCUUACUAG